AUGUGGUUGAAUAAAACAACAUCACCUGAUGAGGAAGAAGAACCAAUGAUCUAUUCAGAAGAGAUUCAGAUUACCAAAGGUAUGGCUGAAUCGGAUGCACUAAAUACAAAUGUCUUAUUAGAGGAAGAUGCAACAUCAGAAGCAGAAUCAGUUAUUGAAGAUUCUAGUGAUGAAGAAAACAUUAGUAGUGAAGAACAGGAACAACAACAAGCUCAGGAAAAAUUAAAUGAUAUUGUUGAUGAACAAAUAUUUGAAGAUACAAUUACAAAUGAUACUCCUCCUGGUAAAAUAGUAUUUGGUAUGCAUUUGUUAUUAUGUCGUAUUCGUUGUUUAAUCAUUUUAAUUCGGAAAUGUUAUUUAAUUAAUGAAUAUGUUCGUAGACAAGCAAAAGCUGAUAAAACUAUACAAAGUGGUGAACUUGUACUUGAUUUCCAUAUUAGAUGGAAUACAACUUGUGUUAUGUUAACAAAAUUCAUCGAACAUCGUCGUAUAAUUGUUGAUAUUACCAAUACUCCAGGAAAAAUUACGAAUCUAAAAAGAUCCAAAUGUGAUUGUCUAAUGUCAUUAACAUUAUGUUCUCAACGUUGGGAAUGGAUAAUUAUUUUGAAAAAAAUACUUGAUCCAUUUCAAAGUGCUACACAUGCCUUAUCUGCCCGUAAUUAUGCAACGAUUGCUCCCGGAAAAGUAAUUGUUUUUGAAUUGAAAAAUUUUUUAUCAACUCGAAAUGUAUAUCAUCAUUUGGAAAAUAUUUUAAAAAGUCAACUCUUAAAAAAAUAUACAUUGUAUUUCGAAGUCAAAGUCACAGAAGAACAAAGUCGUUUAGCAUUAAUUGCUGCCUUUUUAUGUCCAUAUGCAAAACAAUAUUUGACUGUAUCUGAUUUGAAAAAAGCUGAAACUAUACUUAUUCAAGAAUAUAAUGAAAUUCUUCGGUCGGAAAAACUUAUAUCAUCAGCAACAACAAAUAAUAUUACAGUCUCGUCAAGUAAUGCUGAACAAUCCAUGGAAUCCUCUAUAGGUCAUAUGGAAAAAUCAAUCGAUUAUUUAUUAAAAAUUUGCUUAGCAGAAAAACCACCAGUUCAUCAAACCACCAACAAAAGAACUAUAUGGGCUAUACAGCAAGAAUUAGGUUAUUAUGCGACGAGAGAGACUCCAAAACGAAAUUUUCAAUCGUACUGGAACUUAAAUCAAGAUAAAAUGCCUAUAUUAGCUUCAUUGGUUCCUCGAUUUUGCUUAUGA
This is a messenger RNA of Rotaria sp. Silwood1, 1236 nucleotides long. The record is from the annotation of a GenBank genome assembly. Lineage: Eukaryota; Metazoa; Rotifera; Eurotatoria; Philodinida; Philodinidae.